Molecule: messenger RNA, 753 nt
Organism: Dentiscutata heterogama
Lineage: Eukaryota; Fungi; Glomeromycota; Glomeromycetes; Diversisporales; Gigasporaceae
Source: the annotation of a GenBank genome assembly
AUGGAAACAUUUAUUAAUUUAUCGGCUGAUUAUUGGAUUCGAUUUUUAGGUGGCAAAUGUAUAGAUAAGUGCAUACAGAAUAAUAAUCAUUUGAUUUCAAAGUUUUCUCUGCUGAGUAUUAUUUUUGAAAACUUUGCUAAAUUAUCAGAAAGUCAUCCUACAUUAAUAGCAAGUAGUUUAUCCAAGAUAGGAUUUGUAGUUCCUUCUGAUGCUAUAAAUCAGAAAUCUAUUUCUUCACACCUUUCCAGUUAUGGAAAAUACUAUUAUUUAUCUAAAACCUCAUAUCUUGAUAUAUUAACUUCCAUGUUCUGGGAUCGUUGUAUUGUUUUUCAAAAUUGUUUUCAAGUUUGGUUUCCUAAUUUUCGAAAUUUAUUUGCAAUACCAAUUAUCAAUUAUAUAAAUUAUUAUGGAGGUCAUAAUUCGACAAUACUUGCAAUUCCUUUACCAAACUUUGUUUCCUAUCCAAAAGAUUAUAAUCCUUGGCUAGAAUUUUUGUUGCCUAGUCCCAAUCCUUUUACAUAUUCUAAUAAGCUCGAAGUAAUAAAUGAACUUCGUACACAAAUUAUGGAUAUCCAAAAUGGUAAAUGGUUAGGGUUUAAGAAGCCCUUUUUUUCAAGGAACCUUAAAAAAGUUCUUUCACUUCACGAUGAACAGCCUUCUCAUGAACAAAUUGAGGAAGCAAUUAAAAACCUGUCUAUACUUAAACAAGAAUCGAUUAAAGAUAUGAAAAAAAUAAAUAAUAUCUUUGAUUGA